Gongylonema pulchrum is the source of this 282-nucleotide messenger RNA. Lineage: Eukaryota; Metazoa; Nematoda; Chromadorea; Rhabditida; Gongylonematidae. The record is from the annotation of a GenBank genome assembly.
CUGGAAGCUCUACAGAGUCCGCAUUUUCGUGAAGCAAUAGCUUGUACAGCGAAUGCGAAAUUCAUCGAAGACCAGCAACUAUUGCAAUGGCAGUAUUAUACACGAAAAAGACAACGAUUACAUGGACCAUAUUUUGUCAACUAUUUGAAAUAUCUUUUGUACUGGAAGAGACCGGAAUACGCGAAGUUUUUUUUUCAGCAGUACACAACAGCAGAGGAUGAUGACGAACAGCAGCAGCAGCAACAGCAGGAGAAAAAGCCGCCAACUUCAGCAGCUCCUUAA